UGGGUUUGACGUAUGUCAUAUAAGUCAGGCAGCGUUCGAUUAUCCGGGCCCUGCUUGGAAAAGCACGAAUGAACGAAGAUUUAUUUCCCUUCUCGCAGCCUUUUAUUAUUCGGGUUGUUGCUUCAGUAGGAACAGAUUGUGUCGCUUGUCGCGUUGAUUUCGUGAUUCGUGUGUUAAUUAGUCGAACUGUUUUGUAUUUUUUGUUAAACGCUUUACCAUGGCUUACAAUCUAGUGAACAUCGCCAAGUCUACCUCAUCCUUGACUGGAAAUCUUGCCAAAACCGCCCUUCGCAGCAUCAGUACCACAAGCACCGUGUAUGAACCGCGCCGGUUGCCGGAUAAAACGGGCAAAAAUGUGGUUCUGGUCGAUGGUGUUCGCACGCCUUUCCUUACGUCCGGGUCGGACUACUCGAAACUGAUGCCUCAUGAACUGGCCCGCCAUUCGCUACUGAGCCUUCUCCGUAAAACGAAGGUAGACAAAGAAGUGAUCGACUACAUCGUGUACGGCACUGUGAUCCAAGAGGUGAAAACAUCCAAUAUUGCGCGUGAAGCGGCACUCAGUGCUGGAUUUAGCAACAAAACCCCGGCACAUACUGUCACGAUGGCGUGCAUUAGCUCCAACCAAGCCAUUACGACCGGCAUGGGACUGAUUGCGACCGGUACGUACGAUGCGAUCGUAGCCGGUGGUGUUGAGUUCAUGUCCGACGUUCCGAUCCGCCACAGUCGCAAGAUGCGCUCGUUGAUGCUGCGAGCCAACAAAGCCAAAACGGUGGGUCAGCGACUUCAGCUUCUGUCCACCAUUCGGCCGGACUUUUUUGCACCAGAACUGCCAGCCGUAGCUGAGUUUUCGUCGGGUGAAACAAUGGGUCAUUCGGCGGAUCGGUUGGCGGCAGCAUUCAACGCUUCCCGCCAGGAGCAAGACGAUUAUGCGCUGCGUUCCCACACCCUAGCAAAGGAGGCACAAGACAAGGGCUACUUCACCGAUUUGGUACCGUUCAAAGUUUCGGGCGUGGACAAAACGAUCGAGAAAGACAAUGGUAUUCGCGUGUCGACGAAGGAAUCUUUGGCCAAGUUGAAACCGGCCUUCGUGAAACCGUACGGUACGGUGACGGCUGCCAACGCAUCCUUCCUUACCGAUGGUGCGUCGGCCUGUCUAGUAAUGACCGAGGAGAAAGCUAAGGCGCUCGGUUUGCGCCCGAAAGCGUAUCUGCGGGACUUUUUGUACGUGUCGCAGGAUCCAAUCGAUCAACUACUGCUCGGUCCGGCGUAUGGUAUCCCGAAACUGCUGAAGAAAGCUGGCCUCACCCUGAAGGACAUUGAUACGUGGGAAAUUCAUGAAGCUUUUGCUGGACAAAUCAUCGCCAAUCUGAAGGCACUCGAUUCCGAUUACUUCUGCAAGAACUAUCUGGGAUUGAACGAAAAAUUCGGUUCGCCUGAUAUGUCCAAGUGGAACAACUGGGGAGGAUCGCUCUCGAUCGGACAUCCUUUCGCGGCCACCGGUGUUCGUUUGUGCAUGCAUACGGCAAACCGUCUGGUGCGCGAAAAUGGUCAGCUUGGCCUUAUUGCGGCUUGUGCUGCCGGUGGACAGGGUGUUGCCAUGCUGCUCGAGCGACACCCGGACGCUAACGCCGAGUAAAGGGAAAAGAUACAUUUGUCCCCACAAAAACAAAUGGUCCCACGCCUCUUCCCACCAUCGUCAGCGUUUCCUUUCCGAACAUAGUUAAAACAGGAGAUAUUCAAAGCCGACGCUCGACACUGAGCGAUAACCUGUUUCGUUAUUAUUAUUUUUUGUUGAGCUCUUUUUUGGCUAAUUUUUUACCCCCUCACCCUAGAUUAAGACGAUCCUAGGUUCUAAGAAUUAAACACUAGAGAAAGGAAUCACGCUUUCUUUCGUACGUACUAAAAUUUAAUUAUUACUCCGCUUUAUUACUCGAACGUUGGGGUCAACAAGUGAAUCGAGAUGGUGCCGCAGCCUUUCUCAUGUCACUCGGCCGCACUGGUUCCCAUAUGGUUCAAAUGGAAAAUGUAGUGCAGGUGGUCGUGUGGCGUGCAGACAGUGGGUUGCAAAAAUUCAUCAAGCUUUUCGUUCAUAGUGUGUACGACAUUUAGUUAAAUGCAAAUAUGUGCAACGGGAAGUAGGGAAGCAUGUUAUACUUUCUACCUUAUUUCUCCCAGCUUGAUCGUAUCCAUUUGUUUUUUUUUUUUCUAAGCUUUAAUAUAUAGAUCAAUAAUUCAUUAUGUAGCGUAAAGGUCCAAAUACACGAAUUUUGAUACACGAUAA
This is a messenger RNA of Anopheles funestus (African malaria mosquito), 2281 nucleotides long. RefSeq names its product trifunctional enzyme subunit beta, mitochondrial (gene Mtpbeta). Gene Ontology annotation, biological process: fatty acid beta-oxidation. Bases 218 to 1636 code for a protein of 472 amino acids. Gene Ontology annotation, molecular function: acyltransferase activity, transferring groups other than amino-acyl groups. NCBI's taxonomy places the organism in Eukaryota, Metazoa, Arthropoda, Insecta, Diptera, Culicidae. The transcript has 5 exons. The record is from RefSeq and is a predicted model, not a curated record.